CUGCUCCGUGGACCGUGGCAAUGGGGCCAGAAGCGCACAUGGUCUACCGUCCAUCCAAUUUCUUCGCCUUGUAUAUAAAGUCCCGCUGACCUUGUCUCUGUCGCUCUCUCGCCAAGAAAAUAAUUCCAUUUUCUUUCUCGCUUUAUUUUCGGUUCGCUUUUGCAUGGCACUGUCACUUGCUCCGGCAAGGUCGGGGUGACUAUCCUCUCCAUCUUGUCUGUGUAAGAAACCCCAGGCUUGAGAAGGUGGUGUGUUGGAAAGAGAUCAUGGCUGGGAGUGAUGGCUGGGAUGCAGGGAAGAUGUUUGAGUUGUAUUUGCAUGAUUAUAUGGUGAAAAGGAAAAUGCACAAGACUGCUGCAAUUUUCAGAAAUGAGGCCAAUGUUGGCGACACUCAAGUUGUGGUUGAUUCCACCGAAGGAUUCCUGCAUGAAUGGUGGUCGCCGUUUUAUGACACAUAUGCCUCUAGGCAACUGAAGUAUCAGCCAGCCAAGGAAGGGGCCCCUAUUCAGAGAACCCCCCCUUCAACAAUCCCACAGGUACCGAUGAAUCGGCACUGGCCCGGACCUUUACCUGUUAUUGCUGACCAUGCUGACCAUGUCAAAUUUGGGGCACCAUCUGCUUGCAUUUUGGCUCGAAAAAUGUAUGAGGAAGACUGUCUUAGACAUCAUACUGCAACCUUUAAUCCCAAUUUGGGUCCACUUGAUGUGAAUAAACCGAGUUUCCCAAUGUCAGCUGCAAUCGGUUCAAGCCAUCCACAGCAACAAACUCUUAAGCGGGCUCAAAUUCAGGACAUUAGCAUGGAGAAAACUACACCUAUGGACUCCAUGCUGUAUGGAAUACCAGAAGCCGAACUCCCAAUAACUGGGCCAUAUGAUGCAGUCUUUGUAGGGAUGAAUCAAGGAAUCAAUUCUGCACCACUGAACGGAUGGCCUUUAACUGUAGCAAAUUCUCAGAAACAAUUUCAGAUGUUGACACUAGAAUGUUAUCAACCACCUUUGGCUCAAGUACUGUCAAGUACACAUGGAAAACAGGCAUCCACUUUUCCGGGAAGCCCUGUCAAUUUUGGUAGUCCAAAUCUGAUGCUUCCCAGCAUAGAAUCCUCUAUGAAGAAUGGGCAGACGAUGGUCCAAAUGAAGCGAACUUUGGAGAACCAGUUCCAACAUGACGAACUAGAGCAUCAGCAGUUGCUAGAAAAUGGCAGAAAGAGGAAUACAAAGCCAUACUCAAGAGCUCAAGACCAUGCCUUGGAUUUUAAAAACACUGAAGGUAAACCUGUGGAAAAUGUUGAAUCUUUCUUGCCCCAUAAUGAUCAAAGUUCUGAAUCUUCUGAUAGUACAAGCACUCCUUUUGGAAGUUCAAAACAUCGUUCUGUUGCUUGCAUUAAAGAUGGGUAUAACGGCUUCACUUUUGAAGAGGUUAUUACCCUCCAAUGCAGCAACGGCUUGUCGUGCUGCCACUUUUCAUCAGAUGGAGAGUUGUUAGCUAGUGCAGGGAAUAUAAGAAAGGUUAUGAUUUGGGACAUGGAAACUUAUGGUUCCAUUAGUACUUCAAAAGGGCAUACUUUUCUCAUCACAGAUCUUCGGUUUAGACCAAGUUCAACUCUUUUUGCUACUUCUUCCGUUGAUAGAACAGUGAGAAUAUGGGAUGCAGCAAGACCAAACAAAUCAUUGUACAAGCUUCUUGGGCAUGCUCAACAAGUAAUGUCACUGGAUUUCCACCCACAAAAGCUAGACCUCCUUUGCUCUUGUGAUCUAAACAAUGAGAUUCGACUGUGGAAUAUCAACAACCAUUCUUGCACACGCGUCUCUAAGGGAGCUACUAAACAAGUCAGAUUCCAGCCACAAUUUGGAAAGAUUUUGGCCACUGUUGCAAGAAACAUUAUCAAUUUAAUUGAUGUAGAGACUGAUAGCCUCCAGUUCUACUUGAAGGGACAUGUCAAAGAUAUUCUUUCAAUUUGUUGGGAUACUAGUGGGAAGUAUAUUGCCUCUGUUAGUGAAGACAGUGCACGAGUUUGGUCGGCUAUUUCAGGCGGUAAAUGCAUAAAUGAACUUAGUUCGAAUGGCAAGAAAUUCCGGUCAUGCACAUUUCAUCCGGGAUAUUCACAGCUCCUUAUCAUUGGUGGCGAUCGGUCUCUGGAGUUGUGGGAUCCAACUGAGAACAAUAAAACAUGUUCAGUUCCAGCUCAUGAUGGGUUAAUUGCUGCACUAGUAGAUUCACCGCAGACUGGAAUGGUUGCCUCCACAUGUCGUGACGACUGUGUGAAGUUGUGGAAAUGAGACUUAUCAGUGUGCACAUGGCGGUGCACCCCACCCCAUCUGAAAAUGCGCAGGUUUUGUAAAGUGGUUGAUAGUUCCAGUUACAUUUCGUGGUUCAGUAUAGAGGCAAAAUUCGCAAAACAGUCCCGAGUCAAUCGCCAAGUGACAGUUAAAGAUAAACCUUCUUAUUUUAGAAGAAACAGUUCAAAAGGAUGCAUAUACUUGUUUUCAAUCUAUCCAGCUACAGUUUUUUUUAUUUUUAUUUUUUUAUUACAGCAUAGAGCACUGCCUCAUUUUGCUUUCAGAUUGUUUCUAUAACGAGUUCCAAGUUGCAAUGCUACACCAAGUGAUACAUUGCUUGAUUUACUUGGGUCUUGUUGGAAACUGCACAUAAUUUAGAAUUCUUUUCAAGUAAUUGAUAUUCUUUAUUUUAAA
Molecule: messenger RNA, 2690 nt
Organism: Carya illinoinensis
Lineage: Eukaryota; Viridiplantae; Streptophyta; Magnoliopsida; Fagales; Juglandaceae
Product: transcriptional corepressor LEUNIG-like
Exons: 18
Coding region: 267-2276 (669 amino acids)
Molecular function (GO): protein binding; transcription corepressor activity
Source: RefSeq, a predicted model, not a curated record